This is a messenger RNA of Diceros bicornis minor, 8876 nucleotides long. RefSeq names its product AP2 associated kinase 1 (gene AAK1). The record is from RefSeq and is a predicted model, not a curated record. Bases 382 to 4110 code for a protein of 1242 amino acids. Lineage: Eukaryota; Metazoa; Chordata; Mammalia; Perissodactyla; Rhinocerotidae. Gene Ontology annotation, biological process: protein phosphorylation. Gene Ontology annotation, molecular function: protein kinase activity; ATP binding. The transcript is spliced from 20 exons.
AGCUGGCUGGCUGGCGGGUGCCGAACGCGGCCCCGGCUCUCGCUGCAGCACCGCCUCGUCUCGCGUCGCAGGCCGGCCCGGCGGCCGUGACAAUGUUGCGGGGCUGGUAGCUGGGCGCCGGCCGCCGAGCCGUCUCAAGUUUAAACUUACACGAAUCGCUCUCUUGAGGAGGAGGGGACCGCCGCGCGAUUGACACGCAUAUUCCUAUAGGCAUCCUCCCUCUGCCCCCACCCCCACGGCCGGAUUCGGGUGGCUCCUCUCCGCGCUGAAAUCGGAGAAGAAAUCCUUGGAUCUCUUGUUUUCUUUAAAAAAGAAAAGAAAAGAAAAGAAAAAAAAUCUAGAAACCGUUGGUAUUUUGCUUUACUGCUUCCUAUUCGCAAGAUGAAGAAGUUUUUCGACUCCCGGCGAGAGCAGGGCUGCUCUGGCCUGGGCUCUGGCUCCAGCGGAGGAGGGGGCAGCACCUCGGGCCUGGGCAGUGGCUACAUCGGAAGGGUCUUUGGCAUUGGGCGACAGCAGGUCACUGUGGACGAGGUGUUGGCGGAAGGUGGAUUUGCUAUCGUGUUUCUGGUGAGGACAAGCAAUGGAAUGAAAUGUGCCUUGAAACGCAUGUUUGUCAACAAUGAGCAUGAUCUCCAGGUGUGCAAGAGAGAAAUCCAGAUAAUGAGGGACCUGUCCGGACACAAGAACAUUGUGGGUUACAUUGACUCCAGUAUCAACAAUGUGAGUAGCGGUGAUGUAUGGGAAGUUCUCAUUCUGAUGGACUUCUGUAGGGGAGGCCAGGUGGUCAACCUGAUGAACCAACGCCUGCAAACAGGUUUUACAGAGAACGAAGUACUCCAGAUAUUUUGUGACACCUGUGAAGCCGUUGCCCGCCUGCAUCAGUGCAAAACUCCUAUUAUCCACCGUGACCUGAAGGUUGAAAAUAUCCUCUUGCAUGAUCGAGGCCACUACGUCCUGUGUGACUUUGGAAGUGCUACGAACAAAUUCCAGAACCCGCAAACUGAGGGAGUCAAUGCAGUCGAAGAUGAGAUUAAGAAAUACACAACGCUGUCCUAUCGAGCACCAGAAAUGGUCAACCUGUACAGUGGCAAAAUCAUCACUACGAAGGCAGACAUUUGGGCUCUUGGAUGUUUGUUGUAUAAAUUAUGCUACUUCACUUUACCAUUUGGGGAGAGUCAGGUGGCAAUUUGUGAUGGAAACUUCACAAUUCCUGAUAACUCUCGAUAUUCCCAAGACAUGCACUGCCUAAUUAGGUAUAUGUUGGAACCAGACCCUGACAAAAGGCCGGAUAUUUACCAGGUCUCCUACUUCUCAUUUAAACUACUCAAGAAAGAAUGUCCAAUUCCUAAUGUACAGAACUCUCCCAUUCCUGCAAAGCUUCCUGAACCAGUGAAAGCCAGUGAGGCAGCUGCAAAAAAGACCCAGCCAAAGGCCAGACUGACAGAUCCCAUUCCCACCACAGAGACUUCAAUUGCACCCCGCCAGAGGCCUAAGGCUGGGCAGACUCAGCCGAACCCAGGAAUCCUUCCCAUCCAGCCAGCCCUGACACCUCGCAAGAGGGCCACGGUUCAGCCCCCACCUCAAGCUGCAGGAUCCAGCAAUCAGCCUGGCCUUUUAGCCAGUGUUCCCCAACCAAAAACUCAGCCCCCACCCAGCCAACCCCUACCACAAUCUCAGCCCAAGCAGCCACAGGCUCUGCCCACCUCCCAGCAGGCGCCUUCCACUCCGGCCCAAGGUCUGCCCACUCAGGCCCAGGCCACACCUCAGCACCAGCAGCAACUCUUUCUCAAGCAGCAACAGCAGCAGCCGCAGCAACAGCCACCGCCGCCACCACAGCAGCCAGCGGGCACGUUUUACCAGCAGCAGGCCCAGGCUCAGCAGUUUCAGGCAGUACACCCAGCAACCCAGCAACCAGUGAUUGCCCAGUUCCCUGUGGUAUCCCAAGGAAGCUCUCAACAGCAGCUGAUACAGAACUUCUACCAGCAGCAGCAGCAGCAGCAGCAACAGCAGCUGGCCACAACCCUGCAUCAACAACAGCUGCUGACUCAGCAGGCUGCCUUGCAGCAGAAGACCGCUGUGGCAGCAGUACAGCAGCCCCAGGCACAGCAGGCCGCAGCCCCGCAACCACCCCCUGCCCAGGAGCCAGCACAGAUUCAAGCCCCGGUGAGACAACAGCCAAAGGUUCAGACAACCCCACCUCCUGCCAUCCAGGGGCAGAAACUCGGAUCUCUCACUCCUCCGUCAUCCCCCAAGACCCAGCGUGCUGGGCACAGGCGGAUUCUCAGUGACGUAACCCACAGUGCAGUCUUUGGAGUCCCUGCCAGCAAAUCAACCCAGCUGCUUCAGGCAGCUGCAGCUGAGGCCAGUCUCAAUAAGUCCAAGUCUGCAACCACCACCCCAUCAGGCUCUCCUCGGACCUCCCAGCAAAACGUUUAUAAUCCUUCAGAAGGUUCUACAUGGAAUCCCUUCGAUGAUGACAAUUUUUCCAAACUGACAGCUGAAGAACUACUAAACAAGGACUUUGCCAAGCUGGGGGAAGGCAAACAUCCUGAGAAGCUUGGAGGCUCAGCUGAGAGUUUGAUCCCAGGCUUUCAACCAACCCAAGGCGAUGCUUUUGCCACUGCCUCAUUUCCUGCUGGAAUCGAAAAAGCUGAUGUUGCUGUUGAGAGUCUCAUACCAGGACUGGAGCCCCCGGUGCCCCAGCGCCUCCCAUCUCAGACGGAAUCUGUGACCUCGAACCGCACAGAUUCUCUCACUGGGGAAGAUUCCUUGAUUGACUGCUCUCUGCUUUCUAACCCUACUACUGACCUUCUGGAAGAGUUUGCCCCCAUAGCCAUCUCUGCUCCAGCCCAUAAAGCUGCAGAAGAUAGUAAUCUCAUCUCAGGUUUUGAUGUCCCUGAGGGCUCGGACAAGGUGGCAGAAGACGAGUUUGACCCUAUUCCUGUAUUGAUAACCAAAAACCCACAAGGUCUCCAGAGAGAGCCCAAUCCUUGUCCUGUAAUAACUGUAGAGCACUUUAAAGCAUCAACGGGUGUUAAAGGCCUUCCCCUGUAUCCAGACCCCUCCAGAGCACCUGGCACGAAAACUCAGAACAGUUUAGAAUCUGACUGCUUGGCCCGAGAUGGCCCUUCAAGCAACAGCUCAUUCCACAGCAGUGAAGAGGAAGGGACUGACCUCGAGGGGGACAUGCUAGACUGCAGUGGGUCUCGACCUCUCCUCAUGGAGUCUGAAGACGAGGAUGAGAGCUGCAAACCUCCACAGGAGAAGCUGGGAGGAGCCAUUCCAUUCGCUCAGCCAGAAAUCUCUACUGAGAAAGCAAAGGUAGUGCAAGGUGGAAGAAAGAACCAGUUCCAAACUGUCACACAACCAACUGCUGAUGGUCUCGGUGAGCCAGAUGUUUUUGCCACAGCCCCUUUCAGGAGCUCAAGGGUUCCGACUGAUGACAUGGACAUUUUCUCCAAAGCCCCAUUUGUCUCCAAGGGCAGUGUGGCUCCUCCUCAGCCAGAGGAGGCAGACGUGUUCUUGAGAGCUCCUUUUACCAAGAAGAAAAGCAUGGAGGAGUUAACAGUUGCCCAGAGCACCUCCCAGGAGCUGCCUGCGCAGGCCAGUCUCCUCAGUCAGACAGAUGAUGUCCCUCUGCUCUCUGGCCUUGAUCGAGCAGUGUAUGCCUCUGUCCGAGCUCAGUAUUCCGUGACUGGUUUUGUCCAACAAUCUAACCUCCCCUCCCAUUCUGUACAAGCAGCAGACCAUCUUGACAGCACCUCUCCUAGGGGAUCCUCCCUGGAAUCUGGGGGCCAUCCUAAUGACAGAAACAAAGGACUUCAGCCCCAGAAAGAACCUGUUACGGGCCCCGUGGCUGGCAAACCAUUCCGCCCCCAGUCUUUAUCCAAAUAUUCCCGUCACUAUAGCCCAGAAGAUGAGCCAAAUCCAGAAGCCCAGCCCAUCGCUGCCUACAAAAUUGUUUCACAAACCAACAAGCAGUCGAUAGCUGGCUCUGUUUCCAUCACAUCCCUCUCCUCCAGGACUAUGGAGCUGCCGGCUGCUGAUCCUUUUGCUUUAGCACCCUUUCCUUCAAAAUCAGGCAAGCGAAACCUUAGGAGCGAUACCUGAGCCUUAGGCCUCUGUCUCUACUCCACCCUCGGUACCCACCACAUCGCUCCCAGCUGAGCCUUCCUAAGAAGAAAUAUAUCAGUUAUUAUCUUUCAGUUCCGUGGAUCAGAGUAGAACUUCUUCAGUCAACAAACUCAGUUGCAGUGAGACUUAGUUGAAACCCCUUUAAGUUAUGCUCAUUUCUUUUGUUUAUAUUGAUUUCUGGACUUUCGGGCAUUUCCAUCUCUAUCUCCACUCAGAACUCUGCUGUUUUUUUGUUUGCCCAGAAACUGUUUAAAUCCAGAAAUACUUCACCCCAACCCCAAAGGAGCCAUGUUACUGCUAGUUUAUUCCUGCAGUUCCUGUUCUGAGUCAUGUCCAUCGAGGAAUUAAGAUUAGUCCCUCCAGGACUUGCAAAGGGGAUAUUUCUGGAAAGAAAUGCAAGAUAAAACUCCUGCACAUCAAGAGGAAGUGUAAUCCUGCAGAUACUAAUCAUUCCUAUAAAACCAGCAGCUCUAGAAGGAUUCUCCAGAUCUGUCUCUGAGUCUGUGCAAGCCAGGCUGGCCCUCAUGCAUGAGAGUGUCUGCGGGCGUGUCACAUCCUUUCCUAUGUGAAAAUGCAAACAGAUGAGAUAUCUGUGCUCAUGUCUAACAGUGUUGAGCCUUCCCCACAUCCACACUUUUAAAAUUAGUAUGAGUGCACAGGUGUGUGUGUGCAUGUGUGUGUGCACAGGAAACAUUUUUCUUUAGGUAAAUCCUGUCCCAUCAUGCCUACCUCCAAAAUCACUCAGUGACUGGUGUUUGUCUCCUGACAUAGCUGACUUGAGCCCUGUUUUUAUUUAGUUCUUUUCUCGUGGCAAAGUUGAAUUCACUGGAAGGUGCGGGAAAAUCCUGCUGGAACUGAGGUUUCAGAGUAGAUUUUUUCUCCUCCAGAAUUUACUGUUUGCUGUUAACAAAUUCCAUUUACAUGAUCUUGAAAAAUUAAUUAUCCUUAUACAUUUUCCCCUGAGAACAAUGGAAAAGAGCACCUUGUUACAGUUCCAACCUCUGGGUAUGUGGUCUUAGUAAUUUUUAAAAGAACUUAAAAACCUUAGUUCUGAGCACUCCAUACUGUCAUUAUGGAAUUAAUUAAUCAUGAGACUGGGCUACUAGAUUAGCUUGCUUGUUUGUUUUUUCCAAAUCCUUGCCAUCUUUCUCUACUGCCUCUUGAGGAAAUAUAAAUCUGAGACAUUUAAAUAAGUUUGUCUGGGAGAAUGGAAAAGAGCUGAAUCAGCUAGCCAUGAAAACCUUUCAAUUCUCUGUCCUCUUUAGAUGUUGAAGUAGGCCAGAUAGGUGACUGACUUGUGUUUUUGAAGUGUCUUCUGUCUCUGGAAAGAUCUGACUCAUUCCUGGCUAUUUUCAUCCCUUUAUUAUUAGUGCCUUAAAACGAAACUUACGUCUCAAUGUGACAAUUUCUGCUGAGGAAGUUCAACUUAAUGGAAAGAGUUGCUGCACCAUGUUUCAACUUGAAAGCUUCCUGGACUGUAGUAAACGUUAGUGAUUUCUCCAUUAGCUGGAGAAGUUGGGAGAGUUGCCUACCAAACCAGAUUAAUGAUUUAAGAAUUAUUGGAAAUUCAUCCAAGAAUCAAGCCUGAAUGCCAGACUCUACUGCAGUUGAGUAGGUGUCAUACUCUUUAAGAAGUUCAGAGAUCUUGGCAGUAAAAUAUGAACAGCUACUUUUCAAGACUUUUUCUAGUUUAGUCUCCACCUAUUUAAAAUGUCCAGGUUAAAAGAUAAACUUAAAUAAUUGGCACUGGAUCAGGGCUACCAGCAAUGGUUUUCCAGCUGAGGUUUCAACUGUGCCAGUCUUUCACUAUGGUGGACGCUAAAUGUUUAUUCUAAGAGUUUGCUUUUCUCCCAAGGGUCAUUUCUGAUUGUUCUGUGUAACAAUGGAUGUAAAAUCAUCUUUCCAGUUGUAUGAAUAGUUUUGGCUAAUGCAUAUGGAACUUUGCACACCAAACUCUUCCCCUGGCCGUUAUCAGUUAAAGCCAUCAAAGGCAGGAACUAAGAGGACAGGAAUAUUCAGGGAGAGUUCUCACCCCAAGUCAAAAACUCUUAAAAAGUGGAAGGUCAUUCUAAUUCAUUUUUCCAAUAUUCAGGAUUACUUUUAUAACAGCCCUGCAAAAUAUCUUUCCUUCGAUUACUUGAUCACUCCUUCCUAAACAAGUAGCCAUCAUUUUAGUUCUUAAGGUAAAAUCAAUAAAAUCAUGGUGAUUUUAUUAUAUAGUUGAAUCAUUUGUCAAGCACGGGCUUGUAACCCUUUUUUAUUCUGACUGGAGACCUAUGAUGAGUGGAGACUUGAAGUACCUUCUUUGAAUAGGAAAUAAAUAUAAAUCCAUGCAAAGUACUUUUGUAUUAUUCUUACUGAGUGAUGCAUGAAAAUUUUUUGACUUGGAUUACAUUAAUUAUUAGCUAAUAACUAGUGAAUUCCACACUGAUCUUCUUUGGAUCAUAUAGGGUAAAUGCAUCAUCUAACGAUAAAAUGUUCUUGCCAGAAGCCAUCCUGAAUCUGGAAAUCUGGAAAAUUUAGUUUUCAGCGAAUCAGGAGUGCUCAGAGUGCUUUGAAUUAGUAGCAAAUGCAUGUUUCCAACAACUAUACUGCAACAAGUUAACACUAAAGGGAAAGGGAAAAUAUAUAGUCAAAAAUAUACUGCACUUCUUGUUUUAGUUUGUUUUAUGUGUUAUUUGCUUUACACAUCUGAUAGGGAAUGCAGAAACUUGUGACCUUUCAUUUCAGUGGAGCACGAUGAGCCAGAAUAUAUUUAGACAUAAAGCAUUGAACCACAACAUGCACUGAUGAACUCGUAAAGAAUCCACAUUAAUUGACUAACAGGCACUAUUGAAUUAUUGAAGUUAUUUAUAUGUGGUGAAAAAUACUUAACAUAAAUGUUUCUUGGGCUCACAUACAAGCCCUUUAGCUCCAAAUCCUUGUUAGAUUGGAAAAUGGAAUAAACAAAAUUUGAUGGUGAAGCAGACGCUGGGCAGGACCUAAUGAAAUCUAGGUCAUAAACUCUAUUUCAUUCUGGGCUCGCUCAUUGUUGAGUUGAAAAUUUCAUAUGUGUGGACUGGUGUAUAUGUUUUCACAAACCCAUGUUAGGUCUGAGUUUAAUCUGGCAACCAGGAUUUCUUUGUAAACAUUCAAGAAAAAUACCAAUAUCUUAUUGACCCAUUAUUUAUUAAGUUUUAGAAUACAUGAAUAUCAGUGUUUCCAACUAUUUGGUGGACAUUUCAGUGACAUAAAUAGCAGAUUUUCAGUUUUAUUUAAAGUAAGUGUAAUCACCAGAGUGAUCUGACAACAGAAAUUCAAUCAUGGUAUAUUUGCUCCCAUAAAGAACAGUCAUCAAUACAUAGAUCAUAUAAUAGGUAUGCAUUAUAUCAAAUAGGAAAUUGUAUAGGAAACUGGAGGAGGGUGAGAUCCAACUCUCUAGCAGGAAGGAUACUACUUAAAACGGAGUCACUUGGGUCCCUUUAAUAAAGAUGUUAUUCUCUACUGUGUCUUUGGAAUUGAAAUUGGAGAACACAUGCCAAUCAACUCUGGAAUGGCUGCUGGUCACACAGAUGCAGUUUUAUCUGAGACAUUUGGAACCCAGAUUAUUUUGAUGAAAGGUACAUAGGAGAGCUGCUGAAAAGACCACAGCUUCUAAGGAGGCAGGGGCACCUUGUAAGUGCCCACAGCCACUCCUGAGUUCUAAUCCUCUUCUAACCUGCCUGGUGGAGUAAACAUGAAGAUUUUAAAUGGAAUCAUGUAAUUUAAAUUUAUGGUUUUUCUUAUACUUUUGUCAACUACCACUUGUGUGGUUUUGGGCUGUCUUUUUUUUUUUUUUUAACCACCAGAACACUUGCAAACUUGUGAAGUUCACUUAAGGAAGGAUUUCAAAAUGCUUGAAAAUAAACAGUAGUAUCUAGUUGGGAAUUAUUUUUGUGUUCUUUUGCUACAGAAGAAAUUUGCUAGGUUGCAGAAAACAACUACCUGGCUCAGCUUAGAUGUGGGAAUGCACUCUGGCAGUGUCUUGAUUCCCAGGAUGCCAGCUUGCUCUCUGACUUCCUGGUCCCAUCUGUCUCAUUUGCACCUUGACCUUUGUUAGGAAACAGGCCUCCCAUGUGUGGUACGCAAGAUCCCAUCAUUAAAAUACUGCCAGACACAGCUCGACACAGCUCGUUCCUGUUUUUUCUCUACCCCUGCAAGUCUUCCCGGCUCACUUCCCUUGUUCCUGUGCCUGCUUCAUUUCCUCACUUGACAUUCCCCCAUUAUGACGUAUCAGUAAGUGGAUGAUGAGAGGUAUGAUUGAAUGAUCAUGUCAAUUUUUAUUUGCUUCCUUCGUUACUGUAAACAGUUUCUUCUUAAGUUUCAGCCUAGCCUGUGAUAAUCUCACCACACUGGAAUAAUUCCAAAUAAGAAUGAAAGGGCUCACCUUCCCCAUUUCUUAUGGAUUUCUUUAGGAUGAAGGAAGGUUGGCAGAAGCCCAGCCUUACUGAGGAGACACAACCCAAAGGCAUUUCUCCACCUUCAUCUAACACAGGCAUAGAGUGCAGAGGGAAGUUUAUGUGUGAAGAGACUCUGGAAUAGCUUGUAAAAAUGACUAAAUGUAACCAGCACACUGGUGGCUUCAUCCAGUAUUCCCAUAACUUGUAAUUCCAUAGGAAAUUUAGUCUGAGCUACUUGCCAGCAGUCUCAAUAUAUGUGACACUGUUUUGAGUUUAUGAUAACAAUAUUUUGUUCUUGAAAUCAAGUCAAUGUUAUCUGCAUUG